ACGAACAAUAUACAGCCAUGUGUUCGGAACAGCGUGUACGAAAACCCUUCAUCCAAGCGUUCCAGUUUACAAAUGGAAAAUAGAUACGUAUGGGUAGCACUUUCCUGCAGGGUAGUGUCAUUGUUUUUAGAGGAGGUACAGUAUCUUAUCACAAUCCCAUCGCUGGACUUCGUUUUGCCCUUUUGCCCUUUCACCUGUGAACUAAAGUUGGGCUCAUAUACCAGCUUAACAAGGUGUAACUACAUCAGACGUAACGCGUUUCAAAACAUUACCGUGGAUUCUGAUUCUGAUGUUGAACCGAAAUGAUCGACACCAAGUUAUUGCCAACAUUUGUUGCCGUGUACAAUGUUUUGCUUCUCUGUGCCAGUUGCAUACGUCCUGACGCCCAGCCUGUACCAUGGGAUAAGGUGACCCCGACUGUUGUGAACGACACUAUCAUUUGGCACAGUGGUUCUGAGGGAGAGAUUCACACGUACAGGACGCCCUCUAUCUUCGUCACGCCGAAUGGCACCCUCAUCGCUCUGUCCGGCGCACGGAAGUACAGCUCCAGUGACGUUGACCGGAAGUUUCUGGCGAUCAGAAGAUCCGAAGACAAAGGGAAGACUUGGCUACCCACUGAAUUCUUGGUGGAUGACGGUUACGAACAGGGUGUCCUCUUUCCCGGCACGCUGUUUGCGGACUUCGACUCGAACACGUUAUUUGUGAUGUUUAUUCACUGCCAGUUAAAGUGUAAAGUCCCCGCACUACUACUGAUCAACAGCACGGACGACGGGGUUACCUGGGGUCAACCCAGGAGCAUAAGUCCACGAUCGAACGGCUCCAGGAGUUUCCACCCUGGCCCAGGAUACGGGAUUCGCAAACGCCUCGAGCCACACAAAGGUCGGUUCGUGGUCUGUGCGCACGGACGGCCCCAGGACAGACCCAGAGGCAUCACGCUGUUGCUAAGCGACGAUGGAGCUAAAACAUGGCGGGAGGGAGCCUUCGUUCCCGACGGGCCUUGCAGGGAAGAUCCAGAGGAAAAGUUCUGGCCAGGAGAAUGUCAGGCUGUGGAGCUGGCUGACGGCUCCCUGCUCGUGAUGACCAGGAACAGAGGGAGGUGUUCGUGCUCGUGUAAGGCCUUCAUGCGCAGCCAUGACGGAGGACAGACCUUGCCUCUCCACGAUUUCUUCUUCGCCCGGGCCCUGAUCGAGCCAACUUGCCAAUCCGGCCUGCUGUACCACAGGGGUGUGCUGUUCUUCAGCGGGCCCAAUAGUACUACAGGACGAUACAACAUGACUCUGAAGUGGAGCUAUGAUGACGGGACAACCUGGGAAGGAGAGUUGCCCAUUUGGAACGAGAUGGCCGGAUACUCGGUCCUAGCAGAGGACCCUACAGACGACAGACACCUGUAUCUCAUCUACGAAAAGGGCGUCAAGAGUUCUGUGGACUUUGUAGCAGUCACUAAAAUUCAACUGUUCAACAAUAUUGCAUUUAACGGUAAAUGACUACGUAACGGAAAGGAAGACUGAAAGAAUAUUAAUUAUACAUAUGUGGAAAUAGGCUUUUGGUUUCUACCUGUGAGGAUAUAUUAGACAGAACAAAAUAGAAUGUUUUACUGUUCUGCUGUAAUGACCAGGAAAGACCUUAAUCUUUGAGUAAUAUAAUUUACAAGCGUUGACUGUCCUGUGGAAAGUGUUUCAGCACCAAGGAUAGGUAGACUAAUGCUCUAACACACACGCCCGCCUUAUAA
This is a messenger RNA of Branchiostoma floridae (Florida lancelet), 1729 nucleotides long. RefSeq names its product sialidase-1-like. The record is from RefSeq and is a predicted model, not a curated record. Gene Ontology annotation, biological process: oligosaccharide catabolic process; ganglioside catabolic process. Gene Ontology annotation, cellular component: lysosome; cytoplasm; membrane. Lineage: Eukaryota; Metazoa; Chordata; Leptocardii; Amphioxiformes; Branchiostomatidae. The coding region runs from base 303 to 1484 and encodes 393 amino acids. Gene Ontology annotation, molecular function: exo-alpha-sialidase activity. The transcript is spliced from 6 exons.